GGCGUGCGUGUGAGCUCCGUGUCGGAUGUCCGAUGAGCGGAGUGACGCGUGUUUACAUCCACACGAGCCACCGUCAUCCACACCGAGGAGGAGGAGGAGGCGGCGGAGGUUAGAAGAAACGUGUCCGCUCCCUGCGAUGCGCGGAUCGGGAUAAAUAAGCAGGAUCCGGGCCGCGGACCAUGCACCGGGAGAGAGGGAGAGAGUGAGGCGGCAGAGUUUUCUAGAACAUGUCCUGAAAUCAUCUUUAACUAGAGACUGUGCCCUCGAAUCAAUCCAGUCAUCUGUGUGAAGCCGGGACAAAGGCAGAGCUGCGUCGCCAUGAAUGGACAUUAAAUCAUCAUUAGCGCCCCGCAGUGGUGUGGAGGUAUGAGGGCCCCUGGAUGAAGGCCAUGGAGCUGAAAGUGUGGGUGGACGGCGUGCAGCGCAUCGUGUGCGGGGUCACGGAGUUCACCACAUGCCAGGAGGUGGUCAUCGCCCUGGCUCAAGCCAUCGGUCGCACUGGCAGAUACACUUUGAUCGAGAAGUGGCGGGAUACAGAGCGUCACCUGGCUCCAAAUGAGAACCCUGUGGUGUCCCUCAACAAGUGGGGUCAGUAUGCCAGCGACGUGCAGCUCAUCCUCCAGCGAACCGGCCCGUCCGUCAGCGAGCGGCCCGCCUCCGACGGGCAGGGUCGAGUCCCGGAGCGAGGCUUCUACCGGCAGAGCCUCCCGCCUCUGGCCAAGUUCCGGCCGUCGGGGUCGGACCACUCGAUAAAAAGAAGGGAACCCAAACGCAAAUCCCUGACCUUCGCUGGAGGGGCCAAGGGUCUGCGGGACAUAUUUGGGAGAAGCAGAGAUGCCGAAGCCAAACAGCCCCAGCAGCGCAGUGUGAGCCUGAGCCUGAGCAGAGUUGGAGGUGGUGGAGGAGCAUCUGUGCCUGGGAGUCCAGCCAGAGAGCUGAGCCGGCUGGUGCAGCUGCAGAGAGACAAACUCCAGGCCCUGGAGAGCCGUCUGCUGGGCUGCGAGGCCGAGCUGGGAGACUGGGAGGAGGCCGCCGGCGAGGCCAACGAAGGAGAAAAUCUGGAGGUGGAGCUGCUGCUUUUGGAGCAGCAGGUGAGGAGGAACGAUGCCGAGAUGGAGGAGGAGGAAUUCUGGGAGAACGAGCUGCAGAUCGAGCAGGAGAGCGAGCGGCAGCUCCGGCAGCAGCUGGGCGAGCUGCGGUGCCGCGUAAGCGACUGCGAGGCCCAGCUGUCAGAGUACAUAACACGCAUACAGAGCAUGGACUCAGGCCUGGAGCAGGAGCGGCUGCAGCACGAGGCCGAGCUCAACCAGAAGGUCAACGAUGAGGAGGUGCGUGCUCAGCUGGAGAAGGUGAGGGCAGAGCUGGAGACGCAGAGCCAGCAAACGGCGCGGCUGGAGAGCAGCUGCCGGGCGUUGGAACGCUCAGUCGGCCAAUCCGGCAAGAGAAUACAGGAGAAAGAGCAGGAGCUGGAACAGCUGACCAAAGAGCUGCGGCAGGUCAACCUGCAGCAGUUCAUUCAGCAGACUGGUACCAAGGUCACUGUGCUGCCUGCUCAACCUGCAGGAGAGGACAACACCUCCGAGGUGGAGUCCGGCUCCCUGAACAGACGCGGCUCGUCUCGCCUCUUACCCAGCGACCUCCGCACGCUGCAGAACACCAUCUCCACCAGCCUCAACCCCGAGGGGAUCUACGUGUGACCCAGGGGACCAUCAUCCUUCAGCCUGGUGUUACUGGACUGUUUUCUAACUGGGAGUGACCACAUAAUCAGCUGAACUGCUCCUCCAUUAACGCACUGCAGCGAGCAUCCUGUGGAGGACCAGUGUGGUAUCGUGAAAGACAAGUCUGCUUGAUGUUUUGCAUCUUUUUUGAACUGCCUCUUCCUCCGCCAUCUUACACGGACACCACAACUGAUGUCAAACCCAUUUGCAAGCAAGCAUUUCAUCUGAGCGAGUGAAGACUCCUCUUAAAAGAAAACGACAAGCCAGCAGACAUUUUCUUGUCAGGUACGGAGGCUCUAGGCGGAGAAACCUUUUAUUUUUGAAUGUCCUCAAUCAUGAACUGGAACUGGAGUUUCAGGAUGCAAAGUGUGGACACAUGUAAACACACAAGCGUAGACAAAAAAAGAAGGUAUAUGCAUGAGCAUGCACAAACCCUGACGUCACACCUGUGCUAUAACUCAUAGCCAUAUCUGAUUGCCUUACCAUGGUGUGUUCAAACCAGACGUCAACAGGUCUAAUGUUAAAAAGAAACUCAAGGUAGCUACUGAACACUAUGCGCCAUAUUGAUUUAGUAUUCAGGUGAUCAGGUGACCCCUUGUCACGGAGACCGAUGUCAGUAUAACUCAACGAUGGCUUGAUCCUUUUUAUAACAUGAUUUUACUUUUUGAAUUGAUUUAAUCAAACAAUGUGCAUCCUAUUUCAAGUUGAGGGAUGGCCCAGUGGGGUAGUGGUUAACACAGUCGUCUCACAGGUCUCCGGUUUGAAUCCCAGCUUAGCCAGGGUCCUCCUGUGUGGAGUUUGUGUCUGGGUGGGUUUUCUUUGGCUUCUUCCCACAGCCCAAAAGACAUGCAGGUUAAUGGAGACUCUGAAUGAGCUGUAGUGAGUGUGAGUGCUUGUUGUCUCUGUAUGUUGGCUCUGCGAUACCCAACUAGUGUGCACCCCAGCUCCUGCCCAAUGUGAGCUGGCUCUAGCUGCCCUACGACCAUCAAAGAAUCAGCUGGAUGGAUAAAGGGCGGAUGGAUGGAUAGAUUUUCUGUUGACAAAUAUUAACUCAUCCCAUAAAAUUGGGCCACAAAGUAAAAUCAGCAGCCACUGGAUAUUUUUUGUGAAACUGUGGCUAUUUUUCUUCAGCCUGAAAAAUGUUGCCAAUAAUGACUUAAUACUCCGUUUGACCACUGGGUGGUGACAAAACAUAUACUAUUUAGCCAGCUGAAAGUUAACUGUGUGAAAGUUAGUCCUGCUCCCAGAUGAUGGCUUUUUUUUCCUACUGUCUUUGUUCGUUUUUCAUAUUGUUUUGUGACGAAGCCUCAGCACUUUAGCUCCCAGUGUAUUUACCUGAGGUGCAACUUACGGUGUUGGCCAAGACAUGUUUCACUGUGUUCAUCGAGCAGGGACACACACACACACACACACACACACACACACACACACACACACACACACACACACACACACACACACACACACACACACACACACACACACACGCACACACACACAAACAGACAGUAUUCGUUUGUUCCGUCUGACUUUUAUCAUUUUAACCAACUAAAGAUGUCUCACAUGAACCAAAGCUAGUGUAAAAAUAAAUCAUUAAUAGUUAGAUGAAUGUACUUUUUUAAAAUAUGUACGCAGCUUAUUCAGAUUAAGUGUAUACUUAAGUAACUUGUGAAUAACAAAUUGUAAAUGUGUAAAAAAAUAUAUUCACUCAUAAGAAACAAUAUAUAUAUACCAAUAGUGGCAUGCACACAAAUGCCCAAACUAGAUAUAACAAGUAGACUAACCUAAAUGUGUGUGCAGGCGUGACUUCAGUGCCAUACGCAGUGAAUUCCUUGGCUCCGGUGAGAAGGUUGCCGCUCCGUUGUUUGCUCUGCAGUGCUGAGGUUCCCCUGGAGGAAGUCUAGUCACGUAUCUCUUUGGAAUUAACGGCAUGCCUUACUGGAAGACAAACUGUAACUGAUCUCACAUCAGUCUAGUCUAUUUUGUCAAAGUAGAUUGAAGUCUAUAAUAUGCAGAUUGUUAAAGGGGUUAGGUUUGAAUGCUGCUGCUCAAUAGGCAGCUCCGUGUGCAUGCUUUGUGUGAUUGGUUUUAGUUGGAUUCCUCUUAACAAGGUAAUAAUGUUAUAAUUCAUUUGGUUUUAGUUGUGUCCCUUUUUGCCUUGUAGACAUUAGUUAAAGAGCAGUGUGUAUGAGCAGAAAAGGAAAACAUCAAUCAUGGAUGAACAUGACAUCCCUCUCGCUUUGAAACCUGACAAUACAUUAACCAGCAUCUUAUUUCCCCCCCCUCGGACACUUUGCCAAUAAUUGUCUCCGGCCGUGUCGUCGGUGCUGCCUCUGGGUGAAAGGGCAAAUCCAAAUGAGAUGAUGGAGCCAUUAUGGAGACAGCCAUCAAGUGGUUCUGAAAGCUAUUUUAGAAAAUCGUCACGGCUCAGGGAUAUUUCAAGACACAGAAUUACUGGGAGGAGGACGAGCGCAGAGUAAUUAGGGGAUAAAAGCAGUUUUAGCUGCGAGACACAACACCAGGAGCGCUGGUUCAGAACUGAAGGAGAUGCCCCGUCUCUGCCGGCUCAUGAUUAAUGUCUCGGCUCUAGUUCCGGUUUUGUGUUGACAUGAGAGAUGCACCAGAGUGAAUGGGAGGAACAAACUGGGGCAACUUCAAGCCACUGGGUUUGUAGCAUAAUGCUGAAACACUCAAGUGUUCACAUGCACACAACGUCAUGAAGUGCGCUUGGCCAACAACAUCACUAACAUGCAUUAACUCUACCUUCAAAACAGACACAAUGUUGUAUCUCAUUUUCUAUUGUCUACUUGCAGUUUCAGCUCCUGUAUUUCUUCUCAGCUUUUAGUAUUUACCAUGUAUCCUUUUGGUUUUCAUUCAGCCACUGUGUAUGAAAGAAGCUGAGAUCAAAUUGAAGAAUAAUGUAAAAUACAUGAAAUGAAUCAAAUAUAUUGACAGAAAUGACAAAUGAAUAAACUGCUCCACAGUGAUAAAUGCAGGUUCUUUUCAUAUAUCGUGGAUAUUAGAUACGAAGGAUUAAAUAUAGACUUGUUAAACCCUCUAACUACCUCACACCUCAACUAAAAUAUGUAUAUUAUCUAUAUUAAUAUCAUGUACUAUGUUGACCCCUCUGUUGCUAAGGCAACUCCUCAUGCAAUCCUUAAAAGAAUGCCUUUGUUGAGCAUUAUGGAUGUUUUACUGCUCGCCUGACAAACUCCAGCUCCCAUUUCUUACACAGGAGCACGAGCUGAGAUUUCAGCUCCUGUAGAUUUCCUUCUGUUUAACUAAGAGUCCAGAAACCUGGUCCACAGAACCUGCUGCACGAAGGAUGAACCUGUCCUCUACCUGCCAGCUCACAAAAAGUAAUAAUAUAGAAUAACUGAGGUCUUAAAACUAGAUGUUGAUACAAAACCAUUACAAAUGAAGUGUGCAUCCCCCCCAACGCCUGCACGGUGUCUGGAAUAAAUUAGAACAACGUGACAUCAUGUGUACAGAAUGAUUGAUUUCAAUGUUGACCUUUUGUUUUUUUUAAAUCCAAACAAUUUGGGUUAAUGUUAAAUUAAAGGAACAUUUCUAAAUUCAUUGAAAACAGUUGAACAGUUAACAAGUGUCUAAUUUUCAGGACAUCGGACCCAUGAAUGAAAGAAGAGAUGAUGAUGAUGAUGAUGAUGAUGA
Pleuronectes platessa (European plaice) is the source of this 5390-nucleotide messenger RNA. RefSeq names its product Ras association domain family member 8b (gene rassf8b). The transcript has 10 exons. The record is from RefSeq and is a predicted model, not a curated record. NCBI's taxonomy places the organism in Eukaryota, Metazoa, Chordata, Actinopteri, Pleuronectiformes, Pleuronectidae. Gene Ontology annotation, biological process: signal transduction. The coding region runs from base 381 to 1697 and encodes 438 amino acids.